AUGUACCCCGACCCGCUCAAGGUGGUUUCCCGCAAAAUCACAGACAGCAUCGUGCUCAGCUCGAGCGGAUUCCGCCGGUUUGGCAAAAUCAACUUUGGUGCUCGCAUGGCCUUGUUCAACUACAACGGCUCCAUCGUGGUGUGGCUGGCGAUGCCGUACGGCGACGGCGUGAAAAAGGCGUUGGAGCUUUCGGCGGAUGGAAAAGACCCCCAGGUUUCGUACGUCAUCGUUCCGGACAGAGAACACACAAUGGCUGCAAAAUCGUUCAAGCAGCAGUUUCCAGCGUUGAAGAUCAUCGCCAUGGAGGGCGUGGACUUGGGCCUGGAGGCGCCGAUUGACCAUGUGAUCAAGGCUGACGUCAAGGAGAAGAUUCUUGAUAAGCUGGCGCUCGAGCUGAUUGGCAUCACGGACCCUGUGAUCGUGGACAACUUCGAGUUCGUCUACCUCCCCAGCCACGCCAACAAGGAGCUAGUGAUGUACGACAAGAACCUGAAGAGUGUCUUCCAGGCGGACUUGCUUUUCAACUUGCGUGCUGACGAGGAAAACGAGCAGUUCACCAAGGAGGUGGGCCACGAAGGGAGCGCUUUUUCCGGUUUCUCGUACCCCGCCAAGUACAUCAAUCCCGACAGCAAAGUGGGCCGUUUUUUCAUGAACAAGGCCGCCAGCUCGUCCAGCGGCGCCGAGGGGCUCAGAAACAUCUAUAGCUGGGAUUUCGACAGGUUAGUCAUGUGCCAUGGGUCUGUUUUCGAGACUGGCGGCAAGGAGGCCGAAACCACCCCUAAAUCCGCCGGCGUGGUGGCCGACGAGCAGUAUGCCGGACAGCUCUACGCCCACAAAAUCUACCAGUACUACCAGGCGUUGGCGGAGAAGCACGCGGUGGUGAACAAAAAGUGUGGUGAUAUCUCCGAGAGCAUCUGGCCUAAUUUGACCGGCGACACGCUUAUUGGUCCAGAGAAGAUCGGGCUCCGGUCGGGCUCGUUGUACUUGAUCGACGACAAGUUUUUGACGACCUUUGACGACGUGGAGGAGCUCCAGGAGGGUGAAAACAACCUGGGGUACACAUUUUUCAGAUUGGGAUCGAGGAUCUCAGGUCACCCCAAGAUCGUGCACGGCGGGCUUUUGGCCACGUUGUUGGACGAGUUGACGUGCCGCGUGGCGUUCCAGAACUUCCACUCCAAGAAGGGCGUGACCGCCAACUUGAACAUCAAGUACUUGAAGCCGUGCUUCGUCAACCUGUACGUCUUGAUCAAGUGCACGUUUGUCAACAAAAAGGGCCGCAAGUGCAUCACCAGGGGCCAGGUGUACCAUGUGGACUUGGACGCGGAGAUCGACGGCGAUAUUGCUGAGUUUGUCGAGUCCAAGGAGAAUUUAGCCCAAAUGGGUUGA
Messenger RNA from Candidozyma duobushaemuli, 1386 nucleotides. RefSeq names its product PaaI family thioesterase. The record is from RefSeq and is a predicted model, not a curated record. The coding region runs from base 1 to 1386 and encodes 461 amino acids. NCBI's taxonomy places the organism in Eukaryota, Fungi, Ascomycota, Pichiomycetes, Serinales, Metschnikowiaceae. The transcript is spliced from 3 exons.